This is a messenger RNA of Pelagomonas calceolata, 1774 nucleotides long. The record is from the annotation of a GenBank genome assembly. NCBI's taxonomy places the organism in Eukaryota, Pelagophyceae, Pelagomonadales, Pelagomonadaceae.
CUUGGAUCGAGGCCCACGCUGACAUCGAGACUAAAACAGGCUACGAUGAAGGCUGUAAUCUUAGCGUAUUGCAGCAGCGUUGCAAAAUAUCGAAGAAUUAUUACUUUGUCGCCGCGGUGAGCGAAAAUGCGAACGAAAUCGGCUACGCAUAUGGCGAGUAUGGCCAGUUUGGCUAUAAACUGGAUGCGCGACCUGCUAGCCGUGCGGCGGCAUUAAGACACAAAACACGCGUUGCGAGAGGAAGGCGCGCAGACCAGCAGCUGCUCUGGCGCGACGCAAGGCAGCAUCGCUGCCGAAACCGCCCGCCGCCGCGUUUCCGGAUCCGCCGAAGGCGCCAGAAGCGCUGCCGACGCGACCGCGGUAGAAAACGCAGCCACGGCCGUAUAAAACGCAUCGAUAACACAGGCUCGCGCUCGGCGGCGCCGACGCGCUCCGCGCGACGCCGCGCAUGGGCCUGCUCUCGGGCCUCUUCGGCGGCAACAAGGGCACCAUUUUGACGGAGUCGCCGGCCGGCAAGAAGCAGGACUUCCUCGAGGCCUCGCCCUACUGGGACCAGUCCACGGUCCCCGUGAACACCUUCAAGAACAAGAGCCCCUACACGGCCAAGGUCGUCAGCUGCAAGCGCAUCGUCGGCCCCGAGGCGACCGGCGAGACGUGCCACAUCAUCUUCGACCACAAGGGCAACAUGCCCUACUGGGAGGGCCAGUCCUACGGCGUCAUCCCGCCGGGCACGAACCCGAAGAACGGCAAGCCGCACACGGUGCGCCUCUACUCCAUCGCGUCGUCGCGCUACGGCGACAACAUGGCCGGCAAGACGUCGUCGCUGUGCGUGCGCCGCGCGACGUACUGGGACCCGGACAUGGGCAAGGAGGACCCGGCGAAGAAGGGCGUCUGCUCGAACUUCCUGUGCGACGCCACGGCGGGCGAACAAGUUAAGAUGACCGGCCCGACUGGCAAAGUGAUGUGAGCGCCUGUGUGGAGAUCAAAUACCAGGCGCUGCGUCUGUAUCUCUAGCUCACUGGUUGAUUUCCACGCAGGCUGAUGCCCGAGGAGAAGGCGGACACGGACUACAUCAUGGUCGCGACGGGCACUGGCAUCGCCCCGUACCGCGGCUUCAUCCGCCGCCUCUUCACGGAGACGACGCCCGCCGGCGAGGCCUACAAGGGCCUGGCGUGGCUCUUCCUCGGCGUCGCCAACAGCGACGCCCUCUUAUAUGAUGAGGAGUGGCAGGCUGUGUGGAAAUCAAAUUCCGGGCGCCCCGCCACCUAACUCACUGGUUGAUUUCCACACAGGUGGCAGGCGGCCAAGAGCAAGUUUCCCGACAAUUUCCGCGUCGACUACGCGCUCUCGCGCGAGGAGAAGAACAAGAAGGGCGGCAAGAUGUACAUUCAGGACAAGGUCCGUUGCGGCGUCGCACAGUCGCUUCGAUUUGAUUUGCGGCGGGGGACGCGUCGACGGCGCGGCGCUCGACGCGACGACGGCGCAGCGCUCGACCGACAUUUGACCACACAGGUCGAGGAGUACGCCGACGAGAUCUUUGAGCGCCUCCAGAACGGCGCCGUCAUGUACUUCUGCGGCCUCAAGGGCAUGAUGCCCGGCAUCCAGGACAUGCUCAAGGAGGUCUGCCGGAAGAAGGGCCUGACGUACGAUGACUUCGUCGCCGACCUGAAGAAGAAGGGCCAGUGGCGCGUCGAGGUCUACUAAGCGCGGCGUUCGUUCGGCCCCGCGCUCGCCGGUGACGGCGGGCAAUUCUUUUAUAAGUAGUAGUGACUGA